Neospora caninum is the source of this 2856-nucleotide messenger RNA. Its product is annotated as Heat Shock Protein 70, ER lumen, related. Gene Ontology annotation, cellular component: endoplasmic reticulum chaperone complex. Gene Ontology annotation, biological process: negative regulation of hypoxia-induced intrinsic apoptotic signaling pathway; endoplasmic reticulum unfolded protein response; cellular response to hypoxia. Lineage: Eukaryota; Apicomplexa; Conoidasida; Eucoccidiorida; Sarcocystidae. The record is from RefSeq and is a predicted model, not a curated record. Gene Ontology annotation, molecular function: ATP binding; ATP-dependent protein folding chaperone. The transcript has a single exon. Bases 1 to 2856 code for a protein of 951 amino acids.
AUGGCGUCUUUUGUUGAGGGCGUUGGCCCUCGUCUCCGGCGUGCGCCUGGCGCGCGUGCGUCUCGCUCUUCGUUCCCGUCUCCCUCGGGUCUUGUUCGCCGCGGUUUCCUCUUCCUGUCUCUCUGUCUCGUUUCUCUUCUUUCGCUGCGCCCGCCGGCCCUCUUUGCCGAGGCGCAGGUCGUCGGUCUCGACCUCGGGUCGGAGUUUGUGAAGGUGGCAUUGGUCGCAGCCGGGCGGCCGAUCGAGAUUCUCUUGAACACCGCGAGCAAGCGAAAGACGAGCAACGCAGUCUCGUUUGCAGACGACGAGAAGCGCGAGAUGGGCGACGACGGAGCAGCCCAAGCCGCGAAGAAGCCUGACCGCGUCUUCCUUCACCCGAAUCUGUUGCUCGGCGUGAACGCGACAGACUUUGGCCUCGUCGACGUGACUGCCGACUCGCCCGACGCCGCGUUCCUCCCCGUGGAGUUGAAGGAGAAGCUGUUGCCCAGUGGUUACCCCCACGACUACUACCCCUACCGGUUGUUCAUGGACAAGCGCCGACACAGCUUGGCUGUUCUCGCCCGCGACGGCCUGUACUUGCCUGCGGAGUUGGUCACCGCCAGUAUGCUCGCCUUCGUGAAGAAGCUCGCGAGCCAGGCCGCGGGGAUCGACUCGGAAGCGACGAUUGGCUGCGUCAUCUCGAUCCCGUGUAGGUACACCCAGCGGCAGCGGCAGGCGUUGCGUGACGCGGUCGAGAUCGCCGGGAUGCAUGCGAUCGCGUUCAACCACCACUCAGUGACGGCGGCCGUCCAGCACGCCCUCGACUUGCCGACAAACACGACGGCGACAAAGUUGUUUUACGACGUUGGCAGCUCGACCGUUGACGUGGGCGUCGUCCGCUUCUCGCCGGUCCAGCUUCCGUCGAAGAAGGAGGUUUUGCAAGUUCAGUUGCUCGCGUGCGAGACGACUGCGGGGGCGGGCGGCCACCACGUGGACCUGGCGAUUGCGGAGAAGAUGCGCGAAGUCUUCGAGAAGCGCCACCCGGGCAAGGCGCUCCUCCAAGUGCCUCGCGCGCUGAAGAAGCUUGUGAAGCAGGCGGUGAUGUCCAAGCACGUCCUCAGCGCAAACAAACAGACGCAUUUCCGAGUGGAGGGCUUGCACAACGACGUGGAUUUCCACGAGCCGAUUGAGCGCGCGGACCUCGAGGGCCUUCUCCAGGAGAAGGGGAUGCUGGCGAAGCUGAAGGCGUCGCUCGACGCCACGCUGAACCACGCCGGGAUGGACAUCGCCAACAUCGACCAGGUUGAGCUGCUCGGCGGCGGCUGGCGCGUCCCGCGGGUCCAGCAGGAGCUGAACGCAAUGAUGGGCGGGAAGGAGGUGGGGACGCACCUGAACGGCGACGAGGCGAUGGCCACGGGCGCCGCGUUCAUCGCCGCCAACAGCACGGCGACGUUCCGCGUCAAGCAAAUGCUGCUGCACGACAUUUCGCCCUUUGAGUACGUUUUGAAGAUCGCGUCGAUCGCCGAGGAAGACGACGCGGACGCCGGCGUCAAGCACGGCGACCGCGUGGAGAAGACCAAGGUGCUCUUGGGGCGGAACGGCCGACUCGCCCAAGGCAGCAGGACGGUCGCGCUCCGAACGACGCACGACUUUGAACUGGAGCUUCUCGAGGACGACGUGCCCCUCAUGAAGCUCGCCGUCACUGGCGUCUCGGAGGUCGCGAAGAAGCUGGAGGAGGAGGCGCAGAAGAAGGCCGAGGCGGAGAAGAAGGCCGAAGUCGGGGAAGUCGAGGCUGAGGAGAAGCGUCUCCCGAAGGCGAACCUCGUGUUCAAGAUCGACGGCAGCGGCGUGAUUGGCUUCGACCGCGCGUACCUCACGCAGGAGUACCCGAUCUACGUUCCGGUGCCCGCCACAACGACGAAGGCGACGACGACUAAGUCGGCCUCGGACGCGAGCGAGCAGACGAGCACGACGACUCCGACGCCGCAGCCCAAGUUCAAGAAGAUCAUGAAGCAGGUGUCCGAGCCCCUCGCGGUCGAAGAGACCCUGACGUUGCCUUUGCCGCUGACGGCGGCCGAGCGGAAGGCGCUCCGGAAGCAGUUGCAGGAGUUGGAGGCGUCGGACUUGCGGGUGCAUCGGCUCGCAGAGGCGAUGAACAGACUGGAGUCGUCGAUCUACGCGGCCAGGGGUUUGCUCGACGAGGAGAUGAUCGCGAGGGUGAGUGUGCCCGAGACACGCGAGGAGCUGCGGAAGCAGCUGGAGGCCGACGAGGAGUGGAUCUACGACAGCGCGAAGGCGGAAGGCAUCGAAGCGGUGAAGAAGAAGCUGUCGGCGCUGGAGAACGUCGUAGAGCCGAUGAAGAAGCGCGCGGAGGAGCUGGAGGCGCGACCCAAGGUGAUUGACAAGAUGGAGAAGGCCCUCGUCGACGUCGUCUCUCGCCUCGAGCAGAUCGCGACGAAGCGGCCGUGGGUCCCCGAGGAGAAACUGAAGGGGGUUCGCGCCUUCGGCGAAGACGUCGGCGCGUGGUGGCGAGAGAAACUCGCUAGCCAGCAGAGCAAGAAAGACACGGAAGAGCCCGUUUUCACCAAAGCCGAAGUCCUCGCGAAGGUGAAGGAACUCGGCGCCGCCGUCAAGGCCCUCGAGAACAUCCCGCGGCCGACAACCACUACGACUCCACCCCCCAAGGAGAACGGAGACCAGAAGGACGCGGACACAGAGAAGAGAGAGAAAGAGACGGAGAAGACAGAGACGGAGAAGACAGAGAAAGAGAGCGAGAAAGCAGAGACCGAGAAGGCGGAACCGGAGGAAAAGAGAGAAGAGGGCCAAACGUCGGGAAAGGACACUGCAGCGGAGCAGAAAACCAGAGAAGAGCUGUGA